Prorocentrum cordatum is the source of this 1885-nucleotide messenger RNA. Lineage: Eukaryota; Dinophyceae; Prorocentrales; Prorocentraceae. The record is from the annotation of a GenBank genome assembly.
GAGUUUCGUAGGGAGAGUCGUGACCGCGCCCGCGUUCGAGGUGGUGGUCGCUGUGGCGAUCGUCGCGAACGGGCUGCUUUUGGCCGCGGAGGCCCAGUACCGUGGAUUCAGCCUGGCCGAGUACACUGGGCAUGCGAGCGCCAACGGUCAUUCUGCCGAGAUGUGGCCGCAUGCUUCAGAGACCUUCGAUGUGCUCCAUUGGGUGUUCGGAGUAAUCUUCACGAUCGAGAUCGUGCUUAAGAUUGUGGGUCUAUGUCGAGAGUUCGUCCACGACCCAUGGAAUUGGAUAGAUCUGGCGAUCGUCUUAUUCUGGCUGUUUGAUGUUUUGGGGGAGUUCGGUGUAGAAGUGCAGUUCUUGCGGCUUGCCCGCCUAGCCAGGCUGCUACGCCAAAGUGUAGUGUUCGAGUAUUUUGGAUCGUUCUCACGGUCAUUCUUGACAAUGUACGAGAUCACUUUCGGCAAUUGGCCGACCCCGGUGAGGGCAUUGACGGAGCACGUCGACGAGGUGUUCAUUGUCUACGGCGUGGUGCACAAGACCAUUAUUGGAUUCGCCGCUGUCCAGCUGCCUGCGGGGGGCACCUGUGAGCUCCUGGAGGAGCAAGCCCACGUCCUGCAGUGCAUGCAAUGGCGCAGUGGGGCAAGGGCAACCAUGGUUGGCGCAAUUCUCGUUCCCGCAGUCGUGGCAAUGAUUGGCGGGGUCAGCAUCAGUCCUACAGCGUGUGCAGCAAGUGUGGCCACUGGGAAUGGGAUUGGAGAGGUCACGCUUGGUGCAGUGUAUGUAAGUCCGCAUAUAAAGGGUAUGAACAACCGCACGGGCUUCCAGGAGGUCUUUCAGAGCAUGUUGGUGGAGGACAAAGUGAUGUUUCGUCCUCGCUGGCAGAUCAAGCCCGUGCUGCACUCGUUCAAUUUCCCGAGCUGCAAUCUCUUCUGGCAUCCGCACUUCCCCCUGAGCCGCUUCCUGCAGUUCCUACCAAUGUGGAGUUGGAAUCACUGGUGGCGGCCAAACGUACGGAGCUUGCCAAAGAAGUGGAGCAGGCAGCAAAAGAAGAAAGGUUGGCAUGGCAAGACCGCAGUGCUCGACAGUUCAAGUCACGUACCAAAGCUGCAGCUGAAGCCGCCCGUGCUGCUGGAGUUCAUGCACCAGGAGAAGUACCUCAAGAUGUUCCCAUGGAACCCGCAGGCGUACCUGUGGGCGGAGGACAUCAGGCUCCUGCAGCAGGGGGCAGCACGGACAUGGGCAGUUCUGGCAAUCAAUCCACAUAUGAUCCUGAUAUCGUCCAACGCCUUCACGAACUAUCCGAUGAUGAACUUCGUAAAGUGGCAGAUUCGACAAAGCAAGUCUCUGUUCCUGCCGAAGUUCGUUCGGCAUUCCUUCCCUUUCAUGGAGCUGGGCCUCCAGGUCGGCCAGCACAUCACCGCCCUGGUGAACGCCAGGCAGGCCCAGGGAGCACGGUGGCGGCUUGGAGUACUGAGCGCCGUCUUUAUCCAAGAGACGUUCAAAGUGGCUCAGAUGGACGACAACCUCAUGGUCAGGCAAACGCUGCGCCGGGAGAGGAUUCACUCUCUCAAGAUGCGUAAGCUUUUUGAAGAGGCCGACGAAGACAUGAAUGGCUCGGUUGAUCUAGCGGAAUGGGAGACAAUUUGCCAGGACAAGUGGGUGCAGACUUGGCUUCGCUCCCAGGAGAUCCCAAUCCAGAAUGCUCGAAGCUUGUUUGAACUAAUAAUCGGAUUAGGCGACGGAGACGGAUCGCUCACAGCGGACGAGCUCAUUCAGGGUACAGCCUCGCUCAAAGGCGCGUCCGCCGUCGUCAACCUGCUGCAGUUAGCUUUGCAUCGAGUGACAGUUGCCCACGCUGGGAAUGAUUCGCCUGAGUACUGCGGGUAA